GCGGCCCCGAGCGGAGUUGAGGGCAUCAGUUGUGGCCGGUCCCCGCUGGCAGGCCUUCACUCGUGCUAACGUGGGAGGGCAGCGGGGCGGUCAGGUGGGCUUGCAGAACCGGACUCGGCUGAGCGUUCGGCUGCGUUAGGUCUCGAGCGCUGCCUGGCUUCCUCUCUCCUUUAUUUUCCCCGGUUAGGAAAGGAAGGGGAACCGGGGAAGACGGCGUCCCAGGAGUGUGGUCGGAGGGAAGGACUUUUCUGGGUGUUAGCGGUGCGAGAACUCGGGGAGAGCCGUGCUGGGUCGCCGGAGCCCCGCGUGCCCCAGGGUAGCCUCUGCACGUCCGGGAGAGGGACCGGUGCGCCGGGCAGCAGCGGGCUGGCGACAUGCCUGCCUUGGUUUCCAGACCUUUCUUCUGCUGUUUGGGUGCUAGGAGGGAGGGGUCAACGCUUAUAUAUAGAAAACGUCCCUGGUGCAUGUCUGAGCGCUGCUGGAUGCUGCCCUGCUGGGUAUCUUGGUUUCUGUGUCUGCCGAGGGAAAGGACUGAGAUAGUUUGUAGCGCAGUUCUGGUCCGAUAAGUGACAGAGUGUAUGGGAAGUAUCUUUUUUGGUUGUAACACCUUCCCGGUUCUCCCUAAAGAUGAGAGCCAACGUUAAUAUUGUAACAAAAUUAGGCGGGUCUCAUAAGGAACUGAGGUUUCAGCUGAGAAGGUGUCAGAGGAUAAUUGGUUUCCCCACAAGUUGUUGAAUUUGGGACCUUUCUUGCCCUGAGUCUGGGAAUUUUUAGAGUCGUUUUUGUGUGUAGAUUGACUAGUGGAGAGGCGGCGAAGCCCAGGGACUUGGCUGGGGGUGAGGUCUCGGAUUAAGAGCAGAGGAGGGUCAUCUCCAUCAGGAGGAAUCCGGGAAGAGACCUGGAAAAUUAUCUUUCUGGCAGAGUGUGGUGGGGCUUGCAGGUGCUGAGCAGGGAUUCCGGAAAGCAUCACGUACCUGAGCCCCCAGCAUGGCGGGCCUGAAGCGCAGGGCAAGCCAGGUGUGGCCGGAAGAGCGGGGCGAGCAGGAGCACGGGCUGUACAGCCUGCACCGCAUGUUCGACAUCGUGGGCACCCACCUGACGCACAGAGACGUGCGUGUUCUGUCCUUUCUUUUUGUGGAUGUCAUUGAUGACCACGAGCGGGGCCUCAUCCGAAACGGACGUGACUUCUUAUUGGCGCUGGAGCGCCAGGGCCGCUGUGAUGAGAGUAACUUCCGCCAGGUGCUGCAGCUGCUGCGCAUCAUUACUCGCCAUGACCUGCUGCCCUACGUCACCCUCAAGAGGAGGCGGGCUGUCUGCCCCGACCUUGUAGACAAGUAUCUGGAGGAGACAUCGAUUCGCUAUGUGACCCCCAGAGCCCUCAGCGAUCCAGAGCCAAGGCCUCCCCAAUCCCCUAAAACAGUGCCUCCCCACUACCCUGUGGUGUGCUGCCCCACUUCGGGCCCUCAGAUGUGUAGCAAGAGGCCAGCUCGAGGGAGAGCCACACUUGGGAGCCAGCGAAAACGCCGGAAGUCAGUGACCCCGGACCCCAAGGAGAAGCAGACAUGCGACAUCAGGCUGCGGGUUCGAGCUGAGUACUGCCAGCACGAGACCGCUCUGCAGGGCAAUGUCUUCUCCAACAAGCAGGACCCGCUCGAGCGUCAGUUCGAGCGCUUCAACCAGGCCAACACCAUCCUCAAGUCCCGGGACCUGGGCUCCAUCAUCUGUGACAUCAAGUUCUCCGAGCUCACCUACCUCGACGCAUUCUGGCGCGACUACAUCAACGGCUCGUUACUGGAGGCGCUUAAAGGCGUCUUCAUCACAGACUCCCUCAAGCAGGCAGUGGGCCACGAAGCCAUCAAGCUGCUGGUGAACGUGGACGAGGAGGACUACGAGCUGGGCCGGCAGAAACUUCUGAGGAACUUGAUGCUGCAGGCCUUGCCCUGACCUCCCCCACAGGGCUCCUCCCGGCACUCACCUCUGGAGCGCACACCUGUCUGGGUCUGUUCUCGCCCCUUCCAACCAAUCACACCCCUGCCUUUUUUUUUUUUUUUUUUUUAAGGAAAA
This is a messenger RNA of Artibeus jamaicensis (Jamaican fruit-eating bat), 2064 nucleotides long. It is a transcript of the gene DEDD, whose product is annotated as death effector domain containing. The transcript has 6 exons. The record is from RefSeq and is a predicted model, not a curated record. Gene Ontology annotation, cellular component: nucleolus. Bases 988 to 1944 code for a protein of 318 amino acids. Gene Ontology annotation, biological process: extrinsic apoptotic signaling pathway via death domain receptors; regulation of apoptotic process; apoptotic process. Gene Ontology annotation, molecular function: DNA binding; protein binding. Lineage: Eukaryota; Metazoa; Chordata; Mammalia; Chiroptera; Phyllostomidae.